This is a messenger RNA of Priceomyces carsonii, 2850 nucleotides long. RefSeq names its product Dal81p (gene DAL81). Lineage: Eukaryota; Fungi; Ascomycota; Pichiomycetes; Serinales; Debaryomycetaceae. The transcript has a single exon. The record is from RefSeq and is a predicted model, not a curated record. Gene Ontology annotation, molecular function: zinc ion binding; DNA-binding transcription factor activity, RNA polymerase II-specific; DNA binding. Gene Ontology annotation, biological process: DNA-templated transcription. Gene Ontology annotation, cellular component: nucleus. Bases 1 to 2850 code for a protein of 949 amino acids.
AUGAACCAGAGUGGUGGAAGUCACCGAGGUGCACUGAACCUUGCUGAAGGCAUCGACUUUGAUAAUAAAGAUAGAGGAGAAGGAAAAAACAGUAACAGCGAAGGUCAUGAUAAUCAUAGGCUAGAUUCUCGCUCUCACGACGCUGGAGAUCGUCUAUCUGGGGAGUACCUCGAUGAUAAUUGGACCUCUAAUUUACUUAUGGACUCUGGAAAUGAGAUAUUCUACAAUAUGGGUUUCGAGGGACAUGGGGAUUUGAAUUCUGCAACUCUGACGAACCCCAUUGUGCAUAAUAUUUCGUAUCAAAACGAUGUUCAUGUACCCGACAGUAAGCAACCUUCUCAGGAUAACCAUCAGAGUUUUGAUGUAACAAAGGCUAGCGAUCAUACGAACAAUCAGCUUGAGCAGUCAGUUUCAUCUGUACCAGCGGAAGGAUCAAUUUCUGCCUCCAAUGUCAAUCAAAAUAACAAAUCAUAUACCAAGCAACGAAGGCCUUGUGACCAUUGCAGAAGAAGGAAGACGAAAUGUGUAAUAAUACCCAAUACUAACAACUGUGUUCAAUGUGAGUCUAAAUCGCUCACUUGUACUUAUGUUGGCCUGGCAAUGAAGCGGAAGGCCGUGGACACAGAUUCUUUUCAAAGUCUCAAGAGGAGAGGCGAAGGGCCGAAUCAGCAUUCAAAUCUGGGCACUCCAAUUGAUGACAAGAAUAAGAUUAUUCCACCAAAUGUGCCAAUUCGAGAUGUUCCUCCUGUUCAGGAUUACUCAAUGAUGAAUAAUUCUUUGUUACGAAAAACUCUCUCGUUACAAUUUCCUAGGUCAAGUUUCUAUGUGGGACCAACAUCUUAUCUUUACGACAUAAAUCUACUAAAUUUGAUCAUUGAUUCGAAAAAUAAUGAUCAAGAUAAUCGAAGCAAUAAUGGCAAAGGUAAUCUAGGAAAAAUAGAGCAAGUGAAUAUAAAUGACACCAUUUCUUUAAGAAAAGUUAGUGAUCGUGUUCAAUUUGUUUUAAAGGACGAUCAAUCCCCUGAAUCCUACCAGACAAUAUCCAACGACGUGGAUAAAGUAGAGAAAUUUAUAGCGCCUCAUGGUCAAAUAUUGAUAGAUCUUUACUUCAGGAUAGUGCAUCCCUCGUAUCCAAUACUCCACAAGAAAGUUUUUUUAGAAAAAUAUUCUAGAACGCAUAGAGAGUUUAGUGCACCUUUACUAGCAGCUGUAUAUGUUUUGGCGAUUCAAUGGUGGGACUAUGAUCCGCAGCUAAAUAGGUAUCCAAAACCUGAAGUGGAAUCGAUAUUGAAAAUAGGUCUAAAUAACUAUUUGUUAGAGAUUUUAAAAAGGCCAAAACUAAGUGCAGUUCAAGCAGGCUUGCUAUUGCUACAGUGCAAACAUAUCUUGAGAAAUUCUGCUAUCAAUAAUUCUAAUAGUAGUAAUUCAUCUCCUGUGAAUGCUGCUACAUCGACCUUCUGUGAUACUGAUUACAGUGAAUGGGUAUUAUGUUCCCAGGUAGUGUCAUUGGCAGAAGAACUAGGCUUAGGAUUAGACUGCAAUAACUGGAAGCUUCCGAAAUGGGAGCGAGGUCUUAGAAAGCGACUUGCUUGGGCAACAUAUAUGGAAGAUAAGUGGCUAGCGUUGAAAAAUUCUCGUCCUUCCCACAUUAAUGAAAAUAACUGGGUGGUUGUUCUGUUAGUGGAAGAAGAUUUUCCCGAAAAACAUGGUGAUGGUGAUUUAAAGGAAGGUUCUUCUGAUAUUGACAAUGGUAAGAAAUUGUUCAUGAAUCUUAUUCAGUUAUCGACUAUAUUAUCUGAUAUAUUGAAUGAAUUUUAUUCUAUGAGGGCAAUGAAUGAAUUGACGGAUAUCAACGAUGUGUUGAAAAUCGCAAAACCCCUACAAUUAAGAUUGAGAACAUGGUACCAUUCUUUACCCAUCGAGCUUCAAAUGAGCUCGGUGAAACAAAGAAAAUUGUGUUCCAAUGGGUAUUUACAAUUAGCCUACUUUGCAACGGAACUUACCCUUCAUAGGCGUAUCAUUACAACCAUAUACCAACAAAAGAUGAUGGGAAAUAACCUCCCGGACCAAUUAGUCAGCGUGUGUCGAUCAGCUGCUGAGACUCGAUUGCUAGCCUCUGUUGAAUUUGUCAGAGAUUUGAAACCCGAACACAUUCAUUCCUUUUGGCAUUCUUCCUCAUCCUCAAAUUUCGCAUUAAUUGGUACUUUUGCGGCGAUUUUAUUCAUUUCUUCUUCUAGCAAAGAAGAGGCAGAAUUUUACAAAGAUCAGAUCUUCAACUACAGAUGGAUUUUGAAGAUAUCAUCUAAAGGAUUUCAUCAAGUAGGUGACGCUCUUCUUAAACUUGAUCUCAUACUAAGUCAUAUACCUGGACUUCUUAAUGAGAGUGCCGAGCUUCCAAUGGUUGUUCCAACAGUUAUAGCUUCAGAAGACUCCAGAGCAAAUGGAUACAAUCAGAACCAACCUGUAUCAUCUAGUAUCUAUCACUACCAAGGAAAUGAAUAUUCAGAGAUAAAUGAACAAGGUCGACAACAUAAUACGUUACAACAGCCUCAAUAUCGAAUGAAUGGUCCACAAAUGGCACCUCCUCUGCAUCCCACACCACCUGUGUCUCAUCAAAGUAUGAAUAUUGGUGGGCUGUUCGUGUCACCUCUGUCCUCCCAAAGUUUAUCACCAAAGGAAUCUUUAAAACAAAGAUCAGGACAAGUGUCCUCAAGAAUAGAAUCAGAUAAACCAAGAUCAAGAUUAAACUCAAAACCUAAUAGUCCCAUAAUUACGAGAUCCCCAAAUGAUCAAAGAAGAAAUAUAAAUUCGACCGACAAAGCUUCAGUAAAUGCGGCACAUUCUGAUUAG